Cyphellophora europaea CBS 101466 is the source of this 507-nucleotide messenger RNA. RefSeq lists its product as uncharacterized. Bases 1 to 507 code for a protein of 168 amino acids. Lineage: Eukaryota; Fungi; Ascomycota; Eurotiomycetes; Chaetothyriales; Cyphellophoraceae. The transcript is spliced from 4 exons. The record is from RefSeq and is a predicted model, not a curated record.
AUGCCGAUACUUAACAAAUCCGGCUCGUCACAUGCCGUCAACGGCUUGAACGCCAUCAUUCGCUUCUUGCAAUUGGCUUUCGGCACCAUCGUCCUCGGCAUCUACGCCGAAGCCCAAUCCCACUCCCUGUGGUCUAGAUCGCAGUACAGCAAAGAGCUUGACGUCGCCAUCGCCGCCGGCGCCCUCUCCAUCAUCACCGGCGUCGUCUGCGGUGCCAUCCCCUUCCUCAUCAGCUACUACUACGUCGCCAUCGCCUUCCUAUGGGACUGGAUCAUCUUCUUCACCUGGUGCGCCGCCUUCGCCCUCAACCACAAGUACUUCAGCAACGGCAUCUACGUCGCGGCGCUCGAAGAAUCCGGCUUCCCGAGCGUCGACGCCGUCGUCGCGGGCCAAUGGUCUGCCCUCACCGCCAUGCUCCUCUUCCUCAUCUCCGCCCUCAUGGGCCCGGCGUGUCUGCUCAUGGAUCGCAAAAGCCUAUUUGCAUCGCGCGGUGUGGUUCAGUCUUGA